AUGCUCGCUGAUGCGACCUUUACGAUACUCAACAGUUGCAGGAGUUGGAUAUCGAAAUUUUUGUUAGUUAAACGUCUGCCCUGGCGUCUCUUGUGUUUAUCUGCAUCGCUCUUUUCGCUGUAUAUUCUCUUGCUCCGAAAAUCUUUAUUCGGCGAUGGUCCCACCUUGCAGGGAGGUUCGAUAGGUCGGAAAUUCGACAAUUCCCUCAAGCGCCUUCUAUUUCGAAGACGAGCUCGAAUGUAUCGGCAGCGCUUCAAAGCCGAAUUUGGUUUCGAUUUACCCCGAGUAUCGGAAAAGUCUGCAAAUUCUAUCGGAGUUCCUGUUUUGCUCAAUACAUGGCUUGCUGAAUCACUCUUUCUGGCCAAACAUCGCAAAAACUCUCGGAUGACUGCAGAAUUGUCUUUGAGUGCGGUGGAUUCGGAGACGCACGUUUUUCGACUGAUGCAAUUUGAUGUGAGUAGCUGGUACAGGCCUCUCUCUUCCUGGCAAGGAAACAGCGCAGUGAUUUGGAAUGAGAUUGAAAUCGAGCAAUGGAUUGACAUCAAGUUUGCAAGCUUUCAAGGUAUCGGCGCGAUGUGGUCAAAGCACGAGCGAAUUCAAUUCUGGGGUAUGUGCGCAGUAUAUUUUUAUGGUGGAGUUUUCGUGGAUCACAAUAUACGCUCGAGGACAGCUCUCCCUAUUUUUAAGGCGGCUUUCGGCCAGGAUCGCUUUUGGCACCAGCUUAACGAGGACGGUUCCCUUCAUUAUCUUGCCUCAACACCCAAGCACCCAAAGCUCGAGUGUAUUUUGGACGAAAUCUUGACUCGUCGGAACGAGCGUGGGGCAAACUCUAUUGCUUGGUCACAUGUAACACAAUUACUACAGCUACAUAUCUGGACAGGUUUUGAUAAAUACAAGCCCGCGUGCUGUCCUAUAGUUUACGAACAGAGGAACUGGUCCCUAUCUUCGACAUCGAAGCAAGAUUUCCUCCCAGUUAAUGAAGAGAUGGUUGUCGCACCGUCAGCCCUAGUCAAACGCUUCGAUGUAUCAGUUCAGGAGCAGCCAUCCACGAGGUCGGUAAUUGGGAUUCCGAAAGAACCGUGGAGCAAGGUGCUCAACGACAAUCAAUGCUCGCCGGGAUGGCUGUGCAACCGUUGUCUACGCUUCCCAUGGUUUGGGAGCUUCUCCAAUUGUAAAUCUGUAUGCCGCUCUUGUUACACAGAUCAAAUAUGUGCGGCCAACGACAUUGACCUAACAGAUGAGAUUGUAGUUGAAGUCAUUGUCCGCGAGCGUCCUGGCAACCAUACCAAUCGUAUUCCUCGGAUCAUACAUCAAACGUGGUUUGAAGAACUACAUACAGCGCGGUACCCUCAUCUGCAGCGAUUGCAAAAUUCAUGGAAAGCAUCGGGAUGGGAUUAUCGUUUCUACACCGACGAAGACGCUCGGAUGUUCAUACAGAAGAAUUUUGCUAAAAGGUUCACUUCUGCGUAUGAUGCCAUUAUUCCGGGGGCGUUCAAGGCCGACUUUUUUAGACUACUUGUAUUGCUAAAAUACGGUGGUAUUUACAGCGAUUUCGACGUGCAACUCGAUACUAACUUGGACUACUUUGUCACUAAAGACCUUUCAUUUUUUGUUCCGAGAGACGUUGCAAUCGAUCAUUGGGCUGGGGGGAAUUACUGUGUUUGGAACGGUCUUAUUGGGGCAGCUCCCGGUCAUCCAAUCGUUGCACAGGCGGUCGAGGAUAUUUUGAAUCGCAUUUCGAGGAGGGAGGACUAUCUUGACAUAGAAAGCAGUCUUUGUCGUGGAAACCUUGACGCUGAAAUAUGGAAACUCCGAAGCUUCCCCAUCCUCCUUGUGACAGGUCCUUGCGCCUUGGGAAUAUCGCUGAACAAAGUCUUGGGCCAUCACAACCUGGUCAAUGAGAUCCUUCCUGGAUGGAUGAUUUUCUCGCAACAUAUGACGGAGGACAAAGCUGAAAUGAGUGAUAAUUGGGGAGAUAUUCUGAUCUUGCAUACCGAUCGACACGAUUUAGGGGAGCUACGCUUCUCCGAUCUUGGGAGAAACUUGCUUGUUGCUUCGUCAAAUCAAGACUAUUUCGCUAGAUCUGCAGUCCUUUUUGAGGCCGAUCCACAAAAGAUGCCUCAGCAUUACAGCAAAAGUGAGAGUGAUAUAGUGGGUUCAACAGCGACUUACAAAGAUGAUAAGGUUUCCAAGGAACGAGUUGUCGUAAAGGUCACAUUCACAGUGAGGUGA
Molecule: messenger RNA, 2232 nt
Organism: Phaeodactylum tricornutum CCAP 1055/1
Lineage: Eukaryota; Bacillariophyta; Bacillariophyceae; Surirellales; Neidiaceae
Exons: 2
Coding region: 1-2232 (743 amino acids)
Biological process (GO): mannosyl-inositol phosphorylceramide biosynthetic process
Molecular function (GO): mannosyltransferase activity
Source: RefSeq, a predicted model, not a curated record